Messenger RNA from Leptonychotes weddellii (Weddell seal), 1375 nucleotides. Lineage: Eukaryota; Metazoa; Chordata; Mammalia; Carnivora; Phocidae. The record is from RefSeq and is a predicted model, not a curated record.
UUUAGAGCGGCCCGCCAAGCUGCCCGCUUUGCGCAGGCGCAGUCAGGGGCGGAGGCCAAGCCUGGGAGCGAGGUGUAGGGGUUGUGGCUAGAGGGCAGAGGGCGUUCUCGCGCUGGGGGCUUUCUCUUUGGAAGGUGGCCUGAAAAUUGAACUGGGGUGUCCUUGUUUCUCCUAUUGUCCAGGGAAACACAGAUGGCUGGACACAGAAUCUAGAGACUUCAAAUAAUGUGGAGAUGUUUCGACCACCAGGUUCCACUGGGCUGAUUCCCCCAUCCCACUUCCAAGCUCGUCCCCUUCCAACUGUACCAAGAAUGGCUCCCACCUGGGUUUCAGACAUUCCCCUGGUCCAACCCUCAACCCAUCAAGAUGUCUCAGAGAGGCGGCCAGACAGCCAGAGACCUCAAGUGGUCAUGUGGGAACAGGAUGUUUCUGGCAAUGGGCAGGAGCCAGGGCGGAGAGGCAGGUCUGUGGAGCUAGAGGGGUCACAUGCCCUGAGCCAGCAGGCUGAGCUGAUCUCUCGGCAGCUGCAAGAGCUGCGGCGGCUUGAGGAGGAGGUCCGAGUCCUGCGGGAGACCUCGCUGCAGCAGAAGAUGAGGCUGGAGGCCCAGGCCAUGGAGCUGGAGGCUCUGGCACGGGCGGAGAAGGCUGGCCGAGCUGAGGCUGAGGGCCUGCGUGCUGCCUUGGCUGGGGCCGAGGUUGUCCGAAAGAACCUGGAAGAGGGGAGCCAGCGGGAAUUGGAGGAGGUUAAGAGGCUGCACCAGGAGCAGGUGAAUGUGGGGGUGAGAAGGGCUUAGCUUCACAGUGGAUGAACUGGGCAGAAGCUUCCCAGCAACGAGCAGGUUCCACAGAAAAGGCCCUGUGAGCAGUGGAGUGAUGAGAUGUUUGGUGAAGGCGAGAGAUCAGAGGACCUGGAAAGAUGGAUUUGGGUGUUUUGGUCUUUGAAUAAAGGUCAUACUUUUUCUCCCAGGACUCAGGUGACCUCCCACCACUUGAAGUCCUCCUUCCCCUUCCAGUAGGAAGUAUUUUGUCUUCCUUCUUUACUCUGGGUACUCACUUCAUGUGGGAGCAUUGUGGGGAUGGUGAGGAGGAUGGGAGAGGGUGGACUGGGGAAGGGAGAUGACUCAUUCAGGAAGCAUUUAUCAGUGCUUACUCUUUACCAUCUCUGAGAUAGGAGCCAGGACCCUGGGGUGGGCUAAUCAGCCUGAGUCCUUGUGGGUGGAGCUGACAGCCUAGUGGGGGGCAUGCACAUUCAACACCUAGUUUAAUCCUAAUUAAUUAAUUGCAAUUGGGAGAAAUGCCAUGCAGGAGAAGGACAGGGAGCCCUAAUAUGGACAGGAGGGUUAGGGAAUACCACCACCUUAGUCAGUUGACAUGU